Molecule: messenger RNA, 1686 nt
Organism: Seriola aureovittata
Lineage: Eukaryota; Metazoa; Chordata; Actinopteri; Carangiformes; Carangidae
Product: prostaglandin D2 receptor 2-like
Exons: 2
Coding region: 101-1237 (378 amino acids)
Biological process (GO): phospholipase C-activating G protein-coupled receptor signaling pathway; positive regulation of cytosolic calcium ion concentration; complement receptor mediated signaling pathway
Cellular component (GO): plasma membrane
Molecular function (GO): complement receptor activity; G protein-coupled receptor activity
Source: RefSeq, a predicted model, not a curated record
CUGAAAGCAGUCUUCACAUGAGCUAAGAAAUAAAUCAAGACUUCUUAAGUAAAGAUCUCAGCAGUGUGAAGUUAGAGGAUCCAGACGUUUUCCCUUCAGGAUGGUUCACUGUCUUUUCAACAUGAUGGGAAAUAUCAGCAUUAACCCGUCACCCCAAAAGGUCAACUUGAGCUCUUUGAAUAUCUUUACCAUCUCCCUCCACGGCUUGGUCUCUUCCAUUGGCAUCAUAGAAAACCUCCUUAUCCUCGGAGUAGUGGGCUUCCAUGUCCGCCGCUCUGUCAUCAGCAUCUGGAUCCUGAACCUCGCGGCCUCCGACCUGCUGGCCACAUCCUCCUUGCCUUUCUUCACGCUCUACAUGGCACGAGGCAACACAUGGACGUUGGGCCCAACCUUCUGCCGCAUCCAUUCCGCCAUCUUCUUUCUCAACAUGUUUGUCAGUGGCUUCCUGCUGGCGGUGAUUUCUUUGGACCGCUGCCUGGUGGUUGUGAGACCUGUCUGGGCCCAGAACAACAGAAACCCAGAACUUGUGAAGAAGAUAUGUGGGGGAAUUUGGGCCUUGGCUGUGCUCUGCACCAUCCCUUUCUACAUAUAUCGUGGCACCAUUCACCUACCCAAUGGCAAGAUUCUCUGUUACUACGAUUAUGCCCGAGCCCUCCUCCCCAGUGAGCCGUUCGACCUGAAAGCUUUAUGCAAGCAUCGCAAGGAGGGAUUGGCCUUCAUGAAGCUCUUCUUAGCCUUCCUGAUCCCUCUACUCAUCAUCAUCAUCAGCUAUUCUGCCGUGAACGCAACCUUGGUGCGCAGAGGCUACCAACGCUCCUUCCGUUUCGUUCGGCUGGUCGUGGCCGUGGUGGUGACCUUUGUGCUCUGCUGGGCUCCAUACCACUUCUUCAUCAUCAUGGAGGUGAUGGCUCCAAAUGGGAGUCCUUUGCAGAAACACGCAAGCAAGGCCCUCCCGAUCUCUGCAACCAUCGGCUUCCUUAACAGCAUCAUCAACCCCAUCCUGUACGUGUUCAGCUGCCCCGACCUGUGCAAGAAGAUCAGACACUCUCUGGGAGCGGUGAUGGAGAGUGUUCUGGCUGAGGAUCUGAUGGAGCUGGCCCGGCGCCGCAGCACCGCUCGCAGCUCUAUCAGCACCUCCGACUUUUUGAUGAAGCACAGGAAUUCCAAUGCAACUGUGUGUCUGAAAACCGAUGAACAAGAUAAGGCUGAAAGUACUGCUAAUUCCACUCAGCAGUGAAAAAAAACAUAAAGCAAAAUUCUCUGAUUCCUGCUUUUCUCUAGUUUGGAGUUGCCGUUGAUAUUUUUAUUUUCAGCAUAAUCCAUGUUUAGUUGUUUUAACCUAAUAACCUAAAACAUUUCACAUUGCCUGCACAGAUGUUUCAAAUUAAAAGCCAUCCAGUAGCCGACAUGGCAUAAUCCCUUUCGUUCCUAGCAGGCUUUUAAUUUGAAACAUCUACAAGUGGCAUUAAAGCUCCAUAUUUUACUCUUUUCCUGGGUUUUAUUUGAAGUGUUGAUCCAUAAGAAGAUAUAUUUGUGGUUUUAAGAACCAAAAACCAUCUCAAUGUAGUUUUAUAUCUCCUCUCUCAGGCUUCUCUCUGGAGCUCUAGUAACAACAAGUUGGUGAACCAAUCAGAAGAGAGAGGCUCAGGGCCUCUCACCUGAUUGGCUGACUGUUUUCUGGGGGAU